This is a messenger RNA of Phascolarctos cinereus (koala), 1356 nucleotides long. The record is from RefSeq and is a predicted model, not a curated record. Lineage: Eukaryota; Metazoa; Chordata; Mammalia; Diprotodontia; Phascolarctidae.
CUCUGGACAGGCGCAGGCUUGCAGCGCGUGCCAGGUACCUGAGGCGUGAGGCACAGUGGCCAAGGUGAAGUCAUGGAAGCCGUGAGCCUGUGGCGCAGCUUUUUCUUGGUCCUGAUCCUCAGAGUCAAGCAUCACAGGCGCACUUUCCGGAUAUCGAAGAUGGCGAAUUUAUCCAGGAGUGUGUGGAGAUGCACAAUAUGCUUCGGUCACAGCUUUCCCCACCAGCAGCCAACGUCCGGUAUAUAACUUGGGAUGAAGCUUUGGCAAAGACUGCCAAAGCCUGGGCACAGAAAUGUGUUCCUGAAGGUAAUGCUCAUUUAGAAGAAAUAAGAACGUCUCAUCCUGUUUUUAGUGGCCUUGGUGAAAAUAUAUGGACUGGGCCUGAUAAUGAAUAUUCUGCAACUUUUGCUAUCCAAAGUUGGUUCAGUGAAAACAAGUUCUACAAUUAUGAAAAUAACACAUGUUCAGGCGUCUGUUCUCAUUAUAUUCAGAUUGUUUGGGAUACUACCUACAAAAUUGGCUGUGCUAUUAUUGAUUGUCCUAGUGUUGGAACUGUUCUAAAUGCAGCACAUUUCAUAUGUAACUAUGUACUAAGUGGGAAUCCUAGGAGAAGGCCUUAUAAAGAAGGAAGAUUUUGUAGCAAAUGUGAUCCAGGAGAUACAUGCCACGAUAUGCUAUGCAGUAACAUUGAGCGUGACAGAAUUGCACAUUAUCAUUUCUGGUAUCCACAGUGGCAAGUACCUCGACCAAUUGUGUGUGAUCCCCUAUGCGUAUUUUGUUUAGUAUUUAGAUCCUUUUUAUUUAUAGUGGCUAUUGUAAUAGUUUUCUUCUUACAGCAUAAAUUUCCAAAUAUACGGUUAGAAAAAGAUCUAUUGUUGGAUGAAAUAUUAGCACAAAAUAGUUUGGAGAAAGAUGUAGAAUCAGAGAAAGAUGGCACUAAAACAAAAGAGGGCCAAGAGCCUAAAUCAAGUGGCCACAGGCUAAAGGGUUUGGGAAAGGCCAUAGAACCACUGAGCCUGAAGAAGAGUAAGAAGAAAAAGAAGGAGGCAGGUGGAAAAAUGGAUAGUGCACCAUCCCGGGAGUCAGGAGAAUCUCAGGUCACAUUUUAGACACUUGAUGCGUUAGUACUUGUGUGACCCUGGGCAAGUCACUAAACCCCGAUUGCCUCACCAAAAAGCAAAAAAAAAAAAAGAGAGAGAGAGAAGAAAAUAUAUAAUAAGCCACUAUGCUUUUUAUCUUUUUUGGUGAGCUUUUAAUGCAGACAAGAAAUAAGAUGGUUAAAAGGAAUUGGGCAAUGAAAUUAACAGAAGUUUUAGUAAUAUUUAGAAUCUAGCUCCUUAAAAGUAAAAAAAAAAA